AGUACUCACCGGUUCGGCGGUCGCCAUCUUACAAAUCUCUGUUUGGAAAGCUCCGCUGAUUGGUCCGAUUGUACAACGUGACCCCACCACUGCGCGCAUGCGCUUUGUGCCGCCGCUGACUCCACCCCUCUGGAACGCAGCAGCAGGCAUGGCGACCACCGAGGCCAGAAGGGAGUGUGAAACAGAGGGCUGCAGCAAGGAUGCCAAACUUCAGUGCCCCACGUGCAUCAAGCUCGGCAUUCAAGGCUCCUAUUUUUGUUCACAGGAGUGUUUCAAAGGGAGCUGGGCAUCUCACAAGUUGCUUCACAAAAAAGCAAAAGAAGAAAAGAACCAAAACGAAGCCAAGAACUGUGUAGAGAAGGACAUUAACACAGACCCAUGGCCCGGCUAUCGCUACACAGGAAAGCUACGCCCUUAUUACCCCCUGACUCCCAUGAGGCUUGUACCAAGUGGAAUCCAGAGGCCCGACUAUGCCGACCAUCCCAGAGGGAUGUCCGAGUCCGAGCAGUUCUUGAAGGGGACGUCGCAGAUCAAGAUCCUCUCUGCCGAGGACAUCGAAGGCAUGAGAGUUGUUUGCAAGCUGGCCCGAGAAGUGCUGGAUAUUGCGGCCUUGAUGGUAAAACCAGGUGUCACAACAGAGGAAAUCGAUCAUGCCGUGCAUUUGGCCUGCACAGCGAGGAACUGCUACCCAUCACCCCUCAACUACUACAACUUCCCCAAAUCCUGCUGCACGUCGGUCAAUGAAGUCAUCUGUCACGGCAUCCCAGACAGAAGGUCCCUGCAGGAAGGAGACAUCCUCAACGUGGACAUCACCGUCUAUCAUAAUGGUUUCCAUGGCGACCUCAACGAAACCUUCUUUGUGGGGGAGGUAGAUGAAGGAGCCAAGAAGCUGGUCCAGACGACGUACGAAUGCCUUAUGCAAGCCAUCGACUCCGUGAAGCCUGGCGUUCGCUACAGAGAGUUGGGGAACGUCAUCCAGAAGCACGCCCAGGCCAACGGCUUCUCCGUGGUCCGGAGCUACUGCGGCCACGGCAUCCACAGACUCUUUCACACCGCCCCCAACGUGCCACACUAUGCCAAAAACAAAGCAGUCGGAGUCAUGAAGCCGGGUCACGUGUUCACCAUCGAACCCAUGAUUUGUGAAGGUGGCUGGCAGGACGAGACGUGGCCCGACGGCUGGACGGCGGUGACUAGAGACGGAAAGAGGUCGGCUCAGUUCGAGCACACCCUGCUGGUGACGGAGACCGGCUGCGAGAUCCUCACUCGCCGGCUGGAGGAAAACGGACGCGCUCACUUCCUGAGCCAAAUGUAGGCUGGACUGUCACGCACCGCCGACUGGACUGUACCAGACCGACCCAGCACACACACAAACACACGAUCCAAAAUCAAGAGGCACCACUCCAAGAGCUCAGCUCGACUGAAGCUCACAUGAAAUAAAUGUUGGUUCCUCAACCUAAAUGAAAGUACUUGAAUGUGUCUGUAUCCAAUGUGGACGACCUCAUUAGUGAGAUCUGUAUCCUGCGAGGGAAACAGAAGAGUAUUUAUGCUUUUACUUCACCAGCAGACGUGACAUCAGUCUGCCUUCACCUCUGUGAUCCAGAGUUUUUACUAGCUGGCUAGUUGAUGUUUGUUGUUGUUCGGAGCUCAGGGCAAAUUCAACUAGUGCAGCACUCUCUAUUUUCUUUCAGCCUCUGCUAACCUUCAGAAUUCCACCACGAUGGAGUCAAAACAAUCAGCAAUACUCAACAAAACGGCCUACAAGGCUUCAAACCCACCGACUUAGUUCAAGAAAAUUAGUUGGUGUGAAAAAAAAAAAACAAACUGAAAGAUUAUUCUCCGGCUCGCUGAAAGAAAUGCUGGCAGAUGUAACAAACGUAUUUUCACCAGCGCCUUUAAGUAUUAACAGCUGUCUCAUUCAGAUUUGACAGGCAAUGGUUGCCAAGAGAGUCGAUGCAGCCUCCGUGUUUCCAAAGCCCUGGUGUAGCAAACCGAGCCUUAACGGGAAUCUCACAAUUAAAGCUUUCUGAGUGUCUACACCCCCCCCCUCCUCCCCAACACACACCAUUAACUUCUCAGUUUGUUUCUGAUUCUUUUGCUGCACGCAGCGUUGUUUCCACACUUUCAGAGAGCCAAUGUGAUCGGUUCUCCGCCAUCUUUGUACUUCUAAUGGAGUAAUAAAUGACUCUUCAGUA
This is a messenger RNA of Oryzias melastigma (Indian medaka), 2192 nucleotides long. RefSeq names its product methionyl aminopeptidase 1 (gene metap1). The transcript has 11 exons. NCBI's taxonomy places the organism in Eukaryota, Metazoa, Chordata, Actinopteri, Beloniformes, Adrianichthyidae. Gene Ontology annotation, molecular function: metalloaminopeptidase activity. The coding region runs from base 98 to 1312 and encodes 404 amino acids. Gene Ontology annotation, biological process: proteolysis. The record is from RefSeq and is a predicted model, not a curated record.